Messenger RNA from Chinchilla lanigera (long-tailed chinchilla), 1797 nucleotides. RefSeq names its product angiotensin II receptor-associated protein (gene Agtrap). Bases 97 to 576 code for a protein of 159 amino acids. The record is from RefSeq and is a predicted model, not a curated record. The transcript has 5 exons. Lineage: Eukaryota; Metazoa; Chordata; Mammalia; Rodentia; Chinchillidae. Gene Ontology annotation, biological process: regulation of blood pressure; angiotensin-activated signaling pathway. Gene Ontology annotation, cellular component: plasma membrane.
GCAGCGGGCGAGGCGGGGCCGGGCAAGUUUGUUCCCUGAGUUUGGAGCCCCGAGGUUCCCGCGGCUGUCGCGCCGGUGCCCUCCGCGGGGGUCGGGAUGGAGCUUCCGGCCGUGAACCUCAAGGUGAUUCUCCUGGUUCACUGGCUGCUGACAAUCUGGGGCAGCAUGGUGUUUGGAGGACCCUAUUCCUGGGCCAACUUCACUGUCCUGGCCUUGGGCGUGUGGGCCGUGGCUCAACGGGACUCCAUCGAUGCGAUAAGCAUGUUUCUGGGGGGCUUGCUGGCCACCAUCCUGCUGGACAUCAUCCACAUCAGCAUCUUCUACCCCCGGUCCACCAACUCAGCCACGGAGCAGUUCAGCGCCGGCAUGGCCAUCCUCAGCCUGCUGCUUAAGCCCUUCUCCUGCUACUUGGUGCACCACAUGUACCGUGAGCGCGGAGGCGAGCUCCACUUCCACUCUGACUUCCUUGGGCCUUCUCAGGAGCGCAGUGCCUACCAGACAAUUGAGUCCACAGAGGAGCCUGCAGAGCCCUUCGCAGGCCUUGAGGCCAGGGGUCCAGCUGGCCGAGGGUACUGAAGACAGCCCCCUACCUGGCCCCACCUGGCCACAUCACAGUCCUGGUGCCUGGGAGGUCCUGGGGGCACCCCUGACCUUUACUGGAUGGAGCUAUCUUCCUGUCCCCAUUUCAGGGGUUGGGGCUGCCGAGUCCCGUGUCCGAGGGGCCAUGGCUGCCCAAUCCCAUGAACUCAUCUGUUCUCACUCUCUGAGGCCUGCUGUCCCUCCAGAGCACCCCACGGGUCCCCACGCUGGGUCUGUGGCCUCUUUCUUUUUUACCUCCCACCCCAUAGUUAUACCACGUAGGCCUUAAGCCCAGCUGAGUGUGGCCACCUCCUGGACCUGCCCCCAGCUGAUGGGGUCCUUCAGCCCCAAGCUCUGAGAGCUGCGGGUCACGCUCAGCUCCAGGAGCGGCUGGCGUGAGAGUGAGGUCCCCGUGCUUCUUCCUGCCUGGCCACUUGGUGCCAGGGGCCCAGGCCUGAACUCCAGAGGACCUGCCACACCGUGGGGACUUUGGGGAUUAAAGUUUGGGGAUUCUGGGACUGGACUGUCCUGAGCCAUAUUUAAUUUCCUGGGUGGAUGGGCCCCUGGCUUGCCCGGACUGCUUUCUCUCCCGAGUCCCCAGGAGGAGCCUCAGCCAAACUGCCUGGGCUGGACUGAGGUGGCCGGAGGAAGCAGGGCUCCCCUGAGCCUGCUGUGCUGCAGUGCCACAGCGGAGGAGGGCAUGGUGGGUGUGGCGCGUGCGCGUCCUUUCUCUGACUGCGCUUGUGAGGCAGAAAGCCGUCAUGAGCAGGCAGGCGGCUGGUGCUGACUGCAAAGCCAAGCAAGCCCUGACAUUUUCCUUCCUCCACUGUCUUGAUCAUUAGCUAUAGAUAAGAUCCAUACAACCUGUGGUUUCCAGCUUUAGCUCAAAAGGACAGAACCCCCUCCAAGUGCACUGCUAAGCUCCAGGCCCCAUGUAAAGUCCAGACCCUGGGUGAGGGGUUAGCAAAAUCUCAGGGCCUCAAACUGAAUGGAGCUGUCCGCCCGGAGUACGCAGGGACCUCCUCCUCUGAAUUGGGUAAACGCAGCCCAUUUUGUUUGUUCAAGAACUGUGACCUCAGAAAAAGGAAAGCAAGUUCCUUAAAAGACCCAGUUACACGGAUGCAACCCGAGACCUCCGUCAGUGCAGCCGCCACCUCGGCGCUUGCCCAGCUUUGAAAAUGUGUCGUUUUGCAAUAAACGCUACCUACUCCGAGAUGG